AUGGCAAAUGAAGAGCCCAAGGAAGGAGUCAAGAUUGGGAACAAGGAUCAUGUUAAUUUGAAGGUGUUUGCUCUGGAUGGUUCUGUGGUGCCAUUUAAGAUUAAGAGGCACAGGGCACUUGGUAAACUAAUGAAAGCUUAUUGUGAACAAUAGGCUUGUCAAUGAGCUUUGUCAAUGAGGCAAAUCAGAUGCCAAAGGGAUGGGCAGGCAAUCAAUGAAACAGACAUUCCUGCACAGUUGGAGAUGGAGGAUGAAGAUACAAUUAAUGUGUUCCAGCAGCAAACAGAAGGUGUUUAUUAA
This is a messenger RNA of Ailuropoda melanoleuca (giant panda), 300 nucleotides long. RefSeq names its product small ubiquitin-related modifier 2-like. The record is from RefSeq and is a predicted model, not a curated record. Lineage: Eukaryota; Metazoa; Chordata; Mammalia; Carnivora; Ursidae. The transcript has a single exon.